CUCCACACUCCCCACACCAUGUCCGGCCUCGGCUUCACGCCCGCGCCGCAGCCCGCGCCCAACGCGCUCGGCGUGGAGGGCAUGUUCGCCCAGAUCAUGGCCGCCGUCCAGAAGUCGAGCGCUGAGAUUGCGGAGCUUCGGCAGGAGUGCGCGGACCUGCGCAUACAGAACGCCAGCCUCGAGCGCCAGGUGCGCGAGGGCCUCCAGAACCGUGGCACGCAUACCGGCUACAACACAGGCCUCAACACGCCCGUCCCGGGUUCGCCCCAGUUGCGCGCCAAAUCCCCCUUCCUCUCACCGUCCUCUAUACCUGCUCUCGCCGCCCCUGCGUCGAUCCAGAUCCCAACGCCGUCACCCCUCGGCGACAACCAGCUGACGUACUACCCAUUCAACGGUCGCUCCAUCCCCGGCUUCUUUGUCGUUAUCCCUGCUGGUGGCGCAGGCACUCGCCUUUGGCCCCUAUCGCGCGAGGGACAUCCCAAGUUCCUCCUCGACCUCACGCUCAAAGGCCGCAGUCUAAUUCAGGCUACCUGGGAUCGUCUCAUCCCGCUCUCCUCCCCCGCGCGCACGACCAUAGUCGCCGGUCCCGCGCACACAAAGUCGAUCCGGGAGCAGCUUCCCGAUCUGCUGGAACAGAACCUCUUCACCGAACCCGGAGCCAAGGACUCCAUGGCUGCCAUUGGCCUCGCCGCUGCCGUUCUUGCUCGCCGCGACCCUGACGCUGUCAUCGGGUCUUUCGCCGCUGACCACAUGAUCUCCGGCGACGAUGCCUUCCUCUCCGCCGUCACCGAGGCGGUUGAGGUCGCCCGUCACGACUAUCUCGUCACUAUCGGUAUCGCGCCCUCGCACCCUUCCACCGGCUUCGGUUACAUCCAGCUCGGAGACAAGCUCGGAGGCAACGAUACCCCCAACGCGCGCCUCGUCCGCUCCUUCAAGGAGAAGCCGGACGCGCGCACCGCCGCGGCGUACAUCAAGACCGGCACAUACCGCUGGAACGCUGGGAUGUUCGUUACCCGCGCCGUCUUCCUCAUGCAACUCCUCAAGGAGUAUAAGCCUAAACUGCACGAUGGCCUUCAGAAGAUCGCAGCGGUCUGGGACGACGAAAGCCUGCGCGAGAAGGUGCUGACCGAGGUCUGGGACGACCUCGAGAAGAUCCCGAUCGACAAUGCCGUUGCCGAGCCGGCGGCUGCCGAAGGCCGUGUCGCGGUCGUACCCGCCACCUUCGGUUGGGACGAUGUCGGAGACUUCGCCUCCCUCGCCGAUCUUCUCCCCGCUGAGGCGAACCAACCCCGUAUCCUUGGCGAGAACCACCUCGUUCUCACCGACCAGGUCGCGGGUGGUAUCAUCGUCCCCGGCUCUGGCCGUCUCGUUGCAUGCCUCGGUGUCGACGAUCUCGUCAUUGUCGACAUGCCGGACACGUUGCUCGUCACGACUCGUGCGCGUAGCCAGGAGGUGAAGAGGCUCGUGAAGAAGGCCAAGGACGUCGGCUGGAAGAGCCUGCUUUGAACGAUUUGGACGGUCAAAAAGCCCGAAGGGAGCAUCUAUGCAAUGGAUAAUGCAUUUGGAUUAGGACUUGAGUUUAAUGCACGGCUCUGGCUCUUAGCCCUUUCUCAUUCGUCUCUUUUUUUUGUCCCGGAUUUCCGAAAUCAUUCACAUCCUACAUAUUACCCGAAAACAUACAAUAAUCAAGAACGGGCCGUGAACUCUGGAUAUGGAACGUCAUACUGUUGCCUUCGCCGCGUCGCUGCCGUUGCAUGGCAAGAACGGUGUCGGUGUCGUUGGUGAACCCUCUAUCCGCCAUUCGGCGAACGCCAGUGUGGUCAUGUUGGGAUCCUUUUGGAGCUCCUCGCGCAGGCCUUCUCGUGCGUUCAGGAUAGCGACUGGGAGAAAACAUAGUGAGGCUCCUUCGCACAGGGAGAACAAUCUGGUUCCGCACGCAUGGUGUUGGUAUACAAUCCUGAUAGCAGCAAAUGGAAGAAGGGCCAUGAAAGGCCCAGCGGAUUGACGAGGAAUGCGAUGGCGAAGGCUCCUUGACAGCAUGCCACCAGCACACCGCGCGCAAAGAAGUAUCGGAUAAGUCGCGCAAGUAAGGUAUCCGUCUUAGUGUGACCCGUACGAGAGGUCCAGAAGACGUAGCACAUGCUUGUAGUCGCCAGGAAGUCGGCUAACGUGUUGAUCGAUUGCUCAAUUCCGAGUGCAUAGUAGGUGGUUUCGCCGAAGGACAUGAUCGUAUUCUUAGUGAGGGCUGGAGAGAGCGUUUCGAUAGCUGCGACAACACCCAGCCCGCCUCCCACGAAGGAAAAGGCAGCGCAGAUGAACACAAGUUCGCGACGACCUGAGGAGAGGUAGUAAAGCUGCCUCAACACGAACAAUUGCACCAGGAAAGUGGUUAUCAUUGUUAGCGUGACCUCAGCAAGCAGCGUUUUGGACACUAUACCUAAAUGAAGGAAGUCGCCAAAAUGAUCGAUCCAGUAUUCCUGACCAGAUAUCGCACCGCAAAAUGUGGCGGCUACAUUGAGUACAGCUAUCAAUGUCACGAAGGCUCGCUGCGACCUAGAAUCAUGUGCGCAAUGAUGAACGUAUGUGUAGGCCUGCAACAGUGUACCCCCAAGCAAUAGCAUGGCGAAAAGCAAUCCCCAGUAGACGGCAGCCCAUUUUGUAGCCGCGCUCGUUGGCUGAGCUGCCAGAUCAACCGUGGCCAUAAUCAUGCGAGUUUCGGG
Punctularia strigosozonata HHB-11173 SS5 is the source of this 2720-nucleotide messenger RNA. Its product is annotated as mannose-1-phosphate guanylyltransferase. The record is from RefSeq and is a predicted model, not a curated record. The transcript is spliced from 11 exons. Gene Ontology annotation, molecular function: mannose-1-phosphate guanylyltransferase (GTP) activity. Lineage: Eukaryota; Fungi; Basidiomycota; Agaricomycetes; Corticiales; Punctulariaceae. The coding region runs from base 19 to 1506 and encodes 495 amino acids. Gene Ontology annotation, biological process: GDP-mannose biosynthetic process.